CUAAUUUUAUUAUUUUCGGACAAAUUCACGGACAGAAAAUCCGACCGUUGUUUGAGUUAAUCUUCUUCUUGUCCGAAACAGAAAUCACAUUCCCAAAAAGCUUCUAGGAGUUUUUUUUUUUUUUUGCUUUCUCUUAGCUCAAACACAAACCAUAGAGAGAAACAGUUAAUCUUGUCCUCUCUUUGCAACGCCGAUGUUGAGCGAUUAUGGUAUAACGGAGGAAGACAUGGUAAUCGAGGAAGCUCAGGGCUACCCGAUAGCUUACGCAAAGAUCUGUCGCGACUUCGAUUCUUCUCCGUACAAAAAUGGCCCUCCUUUCACCUUCAUGCCGUAUACUCUGCAACACAACGAGAACUCAAGAUGCAGAGAAGUAGAUAAGAUGUUCCCUGUAAUUGAUCCGAAAGCAAGACCAACAACGAAACCUAAGAUCUUCUUAAGUCUCCUAUGGAAACAACUUAAUCAUCUAGGCAAUGCCGGGUUUGAUCCGGCUGUUAUUCGGAUUGAUCCGUAUGGGAAUGUUCUCUACUUCCACGCUGACUCAGCUUCUCCUCUCGCUUGGGGCUUUGAUCAUUGGUUCCCUCUCUCAAGAGGAGGUUUAACAGUACCAAGCAACUUAAGGAUAGUGCAAUGGCAAGCACGCAAGAACAAAAAGGACAAAAUUGAGUUCUUAGUACCAUGGUGGGAUCUUCAAGUUGGCAUUUCAGUGAAUCAGUUUCUGUCUAUUUUUGCUGCUUCGAGUUCUGAUUUCAAGAGGAGAGCGUUUUCGUUCUUGUUCAAAGAAGGCGAAAGCGAGGAACUUAACGGCUCGCAAACCGUUGACUCGCAUCGUUUCCCUCAGCAUUUUGUUGAAUCAAAAGAGAAGUUUGGACUUGCUUCAGCUGCAGUUGUUGUUUCUAAAAGAGAUCCUUAUGACCCUUCACUAGUGUUGAGGUCUCUCGAUUACAAUCGUCAAACGCAUGCAAGGAAGAUGAGAGUGGGUGCAAUGAAAGAGAAUGAGACUCCAGACUUAAUGAAGAAUCCUUAUCAAGCCAUUGUUGCUGCUAGGGACUCACUGAGACACCGAGAGGAAGCUCAGAAUAUGAGAGUUGAGAUGAAGAAGUUAGAUGAGGAAAUGAAUGACUUGAAAAGAAAGAACAGCGAAGAGCAGCUUACUAUACAGGAGCUGGAGAGUGAGCUGAUUAAGCGGAGAAGAAGAGCUGAAAAGGGCAGGCGAUUGGCAGAAGCUCAAUGCUCGUAUAGGAAUACACUCGAGAAAAUGAUCCGCGAUGCUAUGCACCAGAGUGUUGUGUAUAAGGAACAAGUGAGGUUAAACCAGGCUGCAAGUAGUGCGCUUAUGGCGAGGUUAGAGGCGCAGAAGGCGAUUUGUGAUGGUUCGGAGAAAGAGCUUCACAAGAAGUUUAAAGAGAGAGAGGAGCUGGAGAAUCAAGUGAGGCCUGAACUGGAGAAAGCAAGGAAAAGAUCAAGACUUUUGCUGAGUAAUGAAGAUGAACUGCUGCUAGAAGAUAGAGACAAGAAGUUGUCUUUGUACCUUCCUGGAACAAGUGAAGACAAGUCUUUAAACAAGGAGUUAGCAACUUCUGAGGCUGAAACUCAGAAGCAUGGGGAGAUAGAAGAGGUGGAAGAGGAGCAGAAGAUUCCAGAAGUGUCUGAGAAGUCUCUGGUUCAAUUAGAAGAGAAGAGCAGAAGCUUCAGAGCAGUUCCUGUUUUGAAGGAACAAGAGAGUGAAGAAGAUGAGGAAAGCAGGAGAGAGCGAGGGAAAGGAAACGUUGAGAAAUGGCUCCACAUAUUACUCGAGAACAACGUCAAAAUCACCAAUCCACAGGAUCUUCAAGCUGAAAGAAGCAAAAAGAUCGAUGAACUGAUAGAGCAACUGGAUCACAAGUUCCCUCUACUUGACAAGGUUAGUGAAGAUGUGUUGGACUUGCAGUUGCUGCAGGCUGUGGAGGCAAACAACAACAACACAAACAAGGUGGAAACAAGAGCUGAAAGCUCACGUAGAAGCAGAACGAGUUUUGAUUGGAAGAACACACCAGAGAAGAGCGGGAGAGACAAAGUGGUGAAGAGAUCAGAGAGUGCUAGAGCUUUCAGAAGGAUCCCAUCAUCUCCUUCACUCAUCUUUGGAAUGAAAAAGGGGAAUAUGAAGAAGCCAGUGGUUUCAGGUCAUGACGAUGAGGAUGAAUAUCUUGUUAAGAACAACUUCAUCAAGUCAUCUCUUCAAACAAUCAAAAGAGCUGUCAAAUUCUAGACCCCAUUUAUCAUUACAUGCAUUGUGUUAGAGUUUGAUGAUUGAUUCAUUGUUUGUGUACAAAUAGACUUCCUCUGUGUGUAAUAACAGCUUGUUGUGUUGUUUUCCCUGAUACCAGUGCUGUCUUAAAUUAUUUAUAGACCAUGUUCAAAAAAAUAUUUAAUGGUA
Molecule: messenger RNA, 2413 nt
Organism: Brassica napus (rape)
Lineage: Eukaryota; Viridiplantae; Streptophyta; Magnoliopsida; Brassicales; Brassicaceae
Exons: 6
Coding region: 194-2245 (683 amino acids)
Source: RefSeq, a predicted model, not a curated record